UGAUAACGAGGCCGAACUGACCCCAUCCCCCAGGGGCCCCCCUAUAGGGCCUAUAGCCGUGGUUAACACUCAAGUUUCAAGUUCAACAAUUUGUUGAUAACAACGAAACUACAAGAGCACGUUAAAUAUUUUUCGUUUACGUUUACUGUUUUUUAUUAUUUUUUUUCUCAAUUAUUUCUUUUAAUGUUUACUAAUUAAUUAAUUUUAAUAUGAGCAAUACGACCUUCUGCAUUUAAUGCAAUGAUUUAAAAUAAUCGUAUAUAAAAUAACGCUACACGAUCAUGGUAGCAGGUAACAGUCUAGUUGUUGUUUAAUUCUUUGUACGAUGCAUUUUUAAAGUAUGUAGCAAUAUUUGGUUAUAUUAAGACUAUAGAGAGUGUUUUCUUAUUAAUAAAAUUGUUUAGCUCUCAGAAAAUUAUGGGAAACUCAAAUUGGGCAAAUUCAAAUGUGCCUAAAUGUCUUCCAGACAAAGUAUCACAGUUGUAUUACUCCUAUGGUUUGUUUUGUGCAUCUCAUCCAGUUGUUUCGUUAGUAAUUUCUACUGUAUUUGUAUUUUUAUGCAGGUAAUAAUAAAAAUAAUAAUUCAUCUAAAAAAUAUAUUAUCUAAGUGUAUUAUUUUAUAUUUUAUUUAUUACAUGCUAGAUUUUUUUUUCUUUUUUAUAAAAUGUUUUAUAUAAGAAUGGAUUGGUAUUUAUUUGUAAAAUUGUUUAAAAUUAUUAUUUUUACAAAUUUAAAAACUAACAUAAUUCACCCACUCAUGCGGUUUUUCAAUUUUUAUUAUUUUUUAUGUGUUUCAUACAAACUUAAAAAGUAAGUAUCAUACAAUAGUACCUAUAGUUUUUACUAUAGUGUUGCCUCAUAAAAAAAAUUAAUAUAUUGAUAAAAAAACCACAUGGGACCCCAAAUUUGUUUAUUAAUGUUAACUUGAAUAUUUCAACUUAUUUUGGUAGUAAUAUUAUAUAUUUUCUAGUUUAUCAUUGUUCGGAUUGCCUUUAUUCAACAAUGUUGCACAUUCAACCAUAACACCUUCUUAUAAGCCAGAAAAUGUAUCAAAUCGAUGGUUUAAUGGACAACCUCGUGUGUAUAUUCAACAAGUAACAUAUUUUAAAUUAUUUAAAUAUUAAAUAAGACAGGUCAAUUUAUACUAAUUUUUUUUUCAAUAAUAUUGGAUAUGUUUUUAGGUUAUUGUACGGUCAAUGGUAAAUCCAUGGAUGGAUAAUUUAGCCUCAUCAGACGCCUUUAGAGGUCCAUUAGCUGAAUCAUUCAAAUUAGUUGAGACCAUAAGAAACUAUCAAUUGGAUAACAAGUAUUUACAUUAACAGUUUUUCAAAUAUAUAUCCAGUGUAUAUAUUAUGUAAGAUUUCAUUUCAUUUGUCAUUAGAAUUUCUUUAAAUGAUGUUUGCCUGCACAUAGAAAACAUUAACUCUGAUGUAAAGACAUUGCCAGAAUAUAGUUGUUUACUUGUGUCACCUACUAAUUUAUGGCAUCAAGACCCAGAGGAAUUUCAUACAGAUAAUAGUCUCGAGAAAACAAUUUUUACUUAUCAGGUAUGUAAUGUACAUUAAAAGUUAACUGUUUUAAAGUGUUAGGGACAAUAUAAGGGAUACAAGACUCAACCACUUUAAAAUAUAGAAUGUCUCAUGUCUUAAACUUAUAUUUUACCAUUAUUUAUAACUUAAUAAUUGAAAAAAAAAAAUUUAAGCUUGUUAAACUAGAAUAAUUCAGUUUAAAAUCUGAUCACUUUAUCGAUAGUAAUCAUAAAUUAUUGUAUCACUAUAUAUUUAGUGUGCAACAAUAUGCUAGUAAAUCAAAUACUAUUUUGUUUAGUACAUCCUUCUGAUGGAUCACAUACAAUCAUUUAUUUGUUUUUUUUUUUUUGUCCAAACUACUUAUAUAAUGUAAUUUAUAUAUUUUUUUUAAUUUUCAGAGUCCAUCUCACAUAAAAAUUAGUAUUCCAGAAGUAUUAUUUGGAAUGCCACUUAAAGAAACUGGAAUUAGGAGAUAUGCUGUACAUCCUAGACAAAGAGUUAUUCAAUUUGCUAUUACAAUUUUUAUGAAACGGCUUGUACCACCGUGAGUAACUUUUUUGUUUUAUAACUUUAUAAUAACAUAUAAAUGUAAUGAGAGUAAUUUUUUUUAUUAAAGGUUUAUUCAAGGGUUAAAAACCCAUUUAAAACACAUUUACCCUGUAUAUGUUAAAUCAAAUCAGAUUCUUUCGGACACAUCCACAUUGCAUAUUUACUAUCCUGGAGAAGUUAAUUAUGAAACAAUUUUUUUUUUGUUCACUUGCUAUAUGCUUUUAUUUGCAUAUAUUUAUUAUUCUAUUAAAAAAAUGGACAUAUUUGUCUCCAAGGUAUUUUAUUUGUUAAUCUUAAAUAUUGUCUAAUUAAUGCACUUUUACAAUAUUUAGAUAGGAAUAAGUUUUGGAGCAGUUUUCACAGUUGUGUCUACUCUUUUAACAACCAUGGGACUAUGUUUUAUAUUUGGACUAGAUUUCACAAUAAGCAUUCAAAGUCAGAUAGUAAUGUCAAUAAUAUAAUUUUAAAUUUGUUCACUUUAAUUAAUUUAUAUAAUUAUAUUAACAAAUGUUUUAGGUAUUUCCUUACUUAAUUAUUGUUGUUGGUCUUGAAAACAUGUUAAUUAUAAUAAAAUCUGUGGGUUCAACCGCACCAAACUUGGAUGUAAAAAUAAGACUGGCUCAAGGUUUAAGUAAAGAAGGAUGGGCUAUUACUCAAAAUCUUUUAAUUGAGGUUACUAUUUUAACGGGCGGAUUAUUAACUUUUGUACCAUCAAUUCAAGUAAUAUUAUUUUAUAUUAAAAAUCAUAAUUAUUUAUUUUCUUACUUAUUAUUGUUUUAUAUAUUUAGGAAUUUUGUAUAUUUGCUAUAGUUGGAUUGCUCUGUGAUUACUUUUUCCAAAUGGUUUUUUUUCUUGCACUUGUAUCAUUAAAUAUGAAAUCUGUAGAUGACUCUACUUACCAAAAAACAUAUUACCCAUUUUCAUUUGCUAAUUUGGCCAAUAAAAUGCAUAAAUCUAAUCCUCCAGCAUUGAAACAUUCAAGUCGUAGUGGUGUCAUGUUAAAGUCUGCGUCUCAUCCACGCUUAAAUGGUUUACAAAUUAUGGCAUCAUUAGAAGAUCCAAGACGUAAACCAAUAUCCAAACGUUUAAGAUUUUUAUAUUUUUGGGCGGCCACAAGAAUUGUACAGCGAUUAUUAAUGAUGGUUAUGAUAUUAUGGAUAUCUGGUAUAAUUUAUAAUACAGAAACUGUUCAAGAAUUUUUCAACUUAAGGAAAUCUGUGAAUAUUGAGGAAACAAAUAUUCAACCACAAUCAAAUAUACAUUUUCCUCUUGCAUGGGAAGAAGGCCGAAGAGCUGUUAUUAUUGAAAACAAAGCCAGAGAUACUGAAAAGAAAGAAUACCAGAUACAUAAUAAAGUAUUGUAUUAUUAACAAAUAAAAAUUUGUAUUGUUAAUUACCAAUGUAAACCAUUUUUGUGUAAGGUUAAUCAAUCGCAAGAAAAUGAUUUGCCAUAUUAUGUGAAACUUUUAAAUACAGAAAAAUGGCCUCAUUGGCCUAGACUGUCUUGGUACAACUGGCAAUUUUUAUUAGGCAUGUAUAAUAUUAGUGUCGCUGGAUCUUAUGUGUCUAUACUACAACCAAUACAUGUGGCUCACCCUGUAUCACCUCUGGAAGCAAUGUCUUUACGUGAAUCUCUAAAUAAUGCUGAUAAAUCGUUUCCAUCCCAUUGGAAAUCCUUUGCUGCAGCUCUUGACCCUUUUGAUUUUGUUGGUAUGUUUUUAUUAAAAUUAUUGAAAUUUUUCUGCAUUUCACAAAUUAUCUUAUCAUUUAGAUACACAUAUAGUAGCUCCACUGGGAAGUCGAAAAGACAUGAAUAUUGAUAAAUCAUCUGAACCUUUUAUACCUACAUCACCGUCAGAAUUAAUUUUAAUUGCUGUCCUAUGUCUUAUUAGCAUAUUAGUGCUAGUUUAUACUUUAGUAAUGUUGUAUAGAUGUGUCUGUAGUCGUAACUAUGCUGAAUGGAGAGCUGGGUGGAGCCAUGACAUGAGUUAUAUACAGCAUGACUCUGGAAUACAAGUAUGUUUAUCUUCUUAAUUUCACUAUUGUGGUGUUUGUAGAUUAAAAUUAGUUAAAAUUCUUAUGUAGGUUAUAUUAGAAGCAGUUCCAAUUGAAUUUAAAGGACAUACCCAAUCAGUUGAGUGUAUUGCAACCUAUGGAAAUAUUAUUGUUAGUACCUGCUUAGCUGGUUGUAUUAAUGUUUGGAAUGCAUUAACUGGUGAAUUGAUUAGUUCCAUUGAUAGGUAAAUUUUGUGAAAGCAUUAUAUUUUAUUUUUUUUGUUAACCUUCCAGUGAGCACGUUGUUGUAAAUAGUACAACAGUUUUGUAUUUAUUUAUUUCUCUUGGUUAUAUUCUAUAAUCUAAAUAGCUUAAUUUAUCUUAAUAGCUAACAUGGGUAUUCCUCAAAAAUGUUAUUAUCUACGUCUUGGACUUUUUUUGAAGUGUUUCAGUUCACAUUUUGCAGACAAUUGAUGAAGGACUUAUUAUAUUGCAAAGUACAACAUGCGCUAUCCUAUCCGUGUACUUAUGCUAAAUAUGUCAUUUUUUUUUUAGUUAUAUAUAAUUGUUAUCUUAUAGAGAUAUGAUCGAGUAUGAUGCUUGUAUGUAAGGUACAUUCAAAAUAAGUUAUUAUAUGUGAACAGUGUUCUAAUAAUGAUGACAAUGACAAUUCUGAAUAAUUCAUUGUUUAUUUUAUUUAUUUAUUAUAUAAUAAUAAUUUAAAUAAAAACAACAGAAAACAUAUGAUUUAUUUUAUUACUGCCAGUAUUAAUAUAUAUUAGUAAAUUUGGAUUUAUAAAAUAAUAAAUUAAUUGAUAUUUGAUAUGUGUUUAAUUAUCACAACAUAUUAGGACUGUUGUAAAAUUUACAACGUGCGACUACUCUUGUUUCAGAUAAUGGCGUGCCCGCUCGAAGGUUAAUACUAAAAGUAAAUUAAAUCAAUUUGUUUAUAUUAUGUUAAAAAAAAUGUCUAAAAUAGGUAUUCAAAUACACCUAUUAAACAUUAAAAAUAUACAUUUUAAAUUGUUUAUAUUUAACAAAAAAAAAAAUUGGUAAUUAUUUAUAAAUUAAAUCUUACUAUUUUAAAUAAUGUAACUAAGUUAAAAUUUGUUUUUAAUCAAACUUUAUAAUUUACAUUAAUUAAAUAUCACUAAUUUAACUUAAUUUAUUUCAGAUCCAAUUUAGAUUAUGAUAGUGAUGAAGAUACUGAGGAAUUCAAUUUACCAGAAGACAUGUCUAAUGAUUUUAAAAAUACUACUUCUGAUUCCAAUUGUUCCUCUAAUUAUAACUUUCCGGAGCCUUUUAAAAAUACGGACCAGUAAGAUAAAUUUUAAUAUGUAUUACUUAUUAGGUAUAUAUUGCAUAUAUUUUGUUUAGAUUCUGUGCAAGGUGCAAGAAUAUAAUUUAUAUUGAAAAUACUAAUUCUAAUAUAACGAGCAAAGAUGUAAACAAACCAAGAUUUACUAUUAAUUCAGAUAAAAAAAGUGAAUGGGAAAGUCUAUCUAAAAGAGUUUCUGAAAAUGAAAUCUGUGUCAAUUCCCAAAUAUGGUGUGUUGAUUGUAAUGAAAAUGUUGUUGUUCUGGGUUGUGCUGAUGGUUCAUUGCAAUUUUGGGAUUUAUACAAGGGAAUACUUAAAGUAUGACAUUCAUUGUUAUUUUUUUGAAAAAUAUUUUAUUUUACAAAUAAUUUUUAGUGUAUGUGGCAAGGAGAUAUUAUUGAUGGAUUUACAGCAAUUAAAUUAGUCAAUAAAUAUGUAGUUGCUGUGAGGUUGAAUGGAUCUUUAGAAUUUUUCAAACUUGAUAUUUUUAGUGAAUCAACCCUGAGAGAAAGCAUAGAAAAACCCAAAAAUAAAUUACCGCUUAGAAGUAAAUAUUAUUAAAAAAUUAAUUUGAAUUGUCUUAAAAAUAAAUUUGUUUAUAAUUAAACAAUAUUUUUCUUUUCUUGUAGAGCAUGUAAGAACUGGAAGCAUAGGUUCAUCUCUUAAUAUAUUGAAUCCAACUAACGAUACUGUGCGUUGUCUUCAUUUAGAAUCUCUUAAGGCACACAAUCAGCCAAUUACAGCUCUUGAAACUAAUGGAGCAUAUAUUGUUACUGGUAGUCAAGAUCACACGCUGAAAGUUAGUAUGAUAAUGAGAAUUAUUAAUAUUGAAAUUAAUUUAAAGUUUAAAUGUUCUUUUCUUUGUAAUUAAAUAUAAAAUACUAUGUUAACAAUUAUUGUUUGGCGUUUUAUAUUUAUUUAUUUAUUUUAUUAUGUAAUAUAUAUUGUAUAAAUUUAUUUAUUUUUUUGUGAUAAGGUAUUUAGAAUAGAAGAUAGACAACUAUUGUACACUUUGCAUGGGCAUUAUGGACCGAUAACAUGUUUAUUUAUUGAUCAAGUUAAUCCUCGAAUGGCAGCAUCUGGUAGUCAAGAUGGAAUGUUAUGUGUAUGGGAUUUAAUUACUGGUUUGUUGAUAAUUAAAAAAUUAAUUUUUAUAUUAUACAUUUAUUAUCUUUUCCUUUACUUAUAGGUACAUGCAUGUAUACAGUUCAAAGUCAUGAUGGAGCAGUUUUAGGACUAACAUGUUCAGCAAGUUAUGUUAUUAGUAUUGGACAAGAUGAUAAAAUUUGUGUAUGGGAUAGGUUUCAUGGCCACCAACUUAACAGUAUUCAAAUAGUGAGCAAUUUAUUUUCAAAUAUUUUCAAAUUAGAUUAUUGUUAUUUAUUUUAUUUUUUUUUAUAGAGCAAUGUUUAUUGUUAUAAUUUGGCAAUGUUAACACAUAAUUUGCUCAUUACUUCUAAACAGGUAAAUAAUAUUUUUUAAGAAAAACAAAAAUGUAAUUUUAAUGUAUAUGAUUUGUUAUUGCUUAGGGUUGUAUAGUUAUUAUGGAUGUGCAAUCUGGAGAUCCAGUAAAAGUUUUUAGUUUAGGGGAUUCAGAUUGUAAUGUUGUUACUCAAUUGUUAACACUAUCGGACAGCAUUGUAUGUGAUUAUGGUACAGAGUUACGUGUUGUACGAUUUCCAAUGGUAGCUACUAAAGAGGAUUAAAUUGUAUCAAUGACUAAGUAUAAGA
Molecule: messenger RNA, 7122 nt
Organism: Cinara cedri
Lineage: Eukaryota; Metazoa; Arthropoda; Insecta; Hemiptera; Aphididae
Source: the annotation of a GenBank genome assembly